Messenger RNA from Microthlaspi erraticum, 1758 nucleotides. The record is from the annotation of a GenBank genome assembly. Lineage: Eukaryota; Viridiplantae; Streptophyta; Magnoliopsida; Brassicales; Brassicaceae.
AUGGAAAUGGGUCGUCGAGAUAUGAGACGUGGAGGAACCAAUCGAUUUCCUAAGAAACAAUCUGGAUCUGGUGUUUCUGCAAAAUCGAAGAAAAGAUUGUUGAAGAAACAAGAGAUGGUGAGCUACGACGACGACUUUUCUCCAUCAGAUUUGGAAAUUAAGGUUGCUAGGAAGAAAUCUAAAUUUCCAAAAAAGAAUUUGAAGGACAGUAAUGGUGUGGAUCAUGCCUCUGUACCACGGAAGCUUCGUUCAGCCAUGAAGAAGCGGAACAUUGAAUCUGUUUCUAAGCUAUCUUCUGGUUCAAAGAGACUAAACCGGUCCAAAACCGGAAUUGAAUCUUCUGAGGAUUUGAUGAUCAAGAAGGAGAAUCAAGAAAUGGAAGCAAAAGCUAUGGUUCCUGAGUCGAUGAUGAUUUCGAAAGAUGAGAAAGAAGUUGCAGAGACGUUAUACGGUUUAGCUGAUAUGUUCACUGAGACUAGCUCCUCUGUUGAUAAGAAGACUCGUGAUCCUUUGCCUGAUGACAAAGAAACCACCAAAGUUGACUCAAUCUUGGUUCUUGAAACCGACUCUCCCAAACCAGAACCGGCGGUUUCGGUUCUCUCUUCAGCCAAAACUGAUCAAAUUGAUGACAAGCCAUUACAACAAGAUCAUAACCAGAACAGAAUGGUUGAUUUUCUUGAUAGAUUGAAGCAAAGCAGCUCAGUGAAUGUGACUGAUGCACCUGUAAGAGCCAUUGAAACAAAGGUUGCAACGUGUGGCAACGGUCUUGCUCUGUGGCCUGGCUUAUCUUCAACAGCUCCUCAAGUUCUUUCAAAACCAUCUUCUACGAAGCUUCCACCAUGGAUGGGACAAGCUGUUUCUCCAUCCAAGAAUGCUUCUUCACUCGUGACUGAACAGCCGUUAAGAGUCCAGCCGAGGAAGUUGAAGAAAUGUGCUUCUCACAUUUACAUUUCCAGGCUCAUCAAAGUAUUACAGACCAGUAGUAACCAAAAGGAGCAAAGAUCUUCAGAAACGUCACAACCUAAGCUCCCUGAUCCGGUGACAACAACCAUUAGCGACUUUAAAUCCAUGGCUUCUCCUUCCAAGAAGUAUCAAAACCCUCAUCUGCUUGAUCUACACAAAGCACAAAACCCAAAACCUGCGCAAGAAGACAUGACUAAGCUUGCUCUCGAUCUCUAUGGUCCUCAAGCUUCACAUAAACAGAGCUACGAUUUUCUCUCUUUAUCAUCUAAUGGAGCAGCACAAUCACAAUCUCAUUUCUCAAUACCAAACUCAUUUCCACAUUACAAUAGCCAGCUCUCUCCUUCAACUUCAAGCCAUCAGGUGCAACAGAUUUCUCCUUAUCUAGCAAGUAGAUAUCAAACAGCUUACAACGCAAACCAGCAGCAGCAACAACAGCUACAAAAAAGGAUAUGGGCUGCUCAAUACAGACCACAGACAAGUCGAAACACUGUGCCGCCACCUUCAUCGAGCCAAUACAGUAGUAGUAAACCAAACCUUUCCUUGAACAUGACUAGUAUUCAACCGCUGCACGUUGCUUCUUCUCCAAGGUACAGCAACAACAGUAUGUCUCAUCAACAGCAACAUCGUCUCAUGGCUGCUGCUGCUGCAAUGUCAAUGAACCAUCAUCAUCAUCAUCACCAUAACAGUAACAAUCCUUCACGGACGAUAGUGAUGAACAGACAAGAACACCACUUCCCACUUGUUUAUGAAGAUACAAGAACGUCAAUGCAACUACUCUGCAACGAGAAGUCGUGA